CCGCGUGCUUCUAGCCACCGUAUGAGCCGGAACGUGCUUAGCAAUCAGUUCAGUUUGGUUUCUUUUGUUUCGAGUUUUAUGUGAACGUGAGUAGCCAAACAAAAAAGUGUCUUCGUUUGUUGCAAAACAUCCAUUUAGCUGUAUCAUCCCCUUUUUGGUCCCCUCAACAGCCGUACUCGUAACUGAUCCUGCAAACUCGUGUGCAAACCGUGCCGGGUCGGUUGUUUAGUGGUGUGCUCCAUAGAAAUAGUAACUCCACCAGGGAACGGAGAGAACUGUUGCAGUGCAUGUACUGUGCGAACAUAGUUUCUGUGAACUAAAAGAAAAUACGUCCGGGGGCGUCUAAUAUAUACACAGUACAAACGCAACAUUUGGCAAAACGGUAAUACAUCCGGCAACGAGAAAACUCACUUUCUAGUGUACUACGAUCGGUUUUUGGCAAGCAUCGCUGCGGUAUCAGUGCAAGCUAAAUACCUGUAAAGUAACCCUGCUGAAUGUAAACAAACUGUGCCGUAGUUUCCAAAGUGCAACAACAAUAACAAACAAACAAAAAAGCAUCAAACAAGUGGUGGUGAAAAGUUAAACGGAAAAGGGAAAUUCUAUAAAAUACAACGUACAGCAAUAUUUUUCGCUUUGCAAAACAUUAGUUUGCACUAGAUCAUAGUUGUGCAACAAUUUUUGAGGAAAAUUAUUCAGUCUUCAACCUCCCCUACCCCCAGUGUCUAGUGGCAAAAAAGAAGAAAUUAAAAAAAAUCAAUAGAAACACGCACAUAAGUAUACUCUUCCCCAAUGUUUGGACACUUUAAUACCGCGCAGUUGUUAAACCGAUAACUUAACACACGAAACGAAAUCAUAAACGAACCGUAACGUUUCACACAGCGGUUUGUACUGGUGGUGGAUUUGGGGGCAAAAGCAACAUCCAAAAACGUCAACUGCUUUCUGGAUCAUCCAGUGUGUGUGUGUGUGUGCGUAAGGUGUAAAAAAGAGUGCUACAACAAAACGCAAAAUUCGUGUUGUUUGUUGAUGUGAAGAUAGGAAAAACAAAACGUACUGAUCAAGUGUGCAACAUUCGCCGAUGAUAACUCUAGUGAUCGUCAAACGCAAAAAACCAGACACUCACAAGACUUGGUUGGUAGCGGUAACGGGAAAAGCAAGACUGUCACAUAACACAAACCGCCGCGACAGGCAGCGGAUCGGUGUUCAACGCAGUGGAAAACACGAAUAAAAAAAAGAAAAGAAAAGUCAAACGAGCGGGAGUGAUAGAGGAAAAACAUACAAAUAAAACCAUUCUGUGAUAAAAUUUAAAAAAUAUAACAAAAUAAGCAUAUGUUUAUUAAAAGUGAAACUAAGUUAGGCUUACCGUAACCAAAACACACACCCACACAGAGACAACAAAGGCAGACAAAACAAAAAAAAAAAGGAAGCGAAACGUAACAUAGUGGGGAUGCGCUUGUGCAAAUUGUCACGGACUUAAGAGAGAAAGAGGUUCAAAUAGCAAAGUUGAAAAAAAAACCAACCGCAUUUUGAUAAGAAUCACCGGCUACUUCUUCAAGUGUGUACGUACUACAGACCGAACAUCCCCGUUGUGCAUAAGCAUAAUUACCGUUCUGCGUCGAAUCAAGCCGGCAUUACGCGUUUUACUGUAAUAAGCAUUUCAUCAAACACCCCGUACGGAUUGUGAAGUGAAGUGAAUUUGAAUUCAUACCAGAAAAAAAAACAUCCUGUUAAUCCGUCGUCCUGUGCCGGAACCAAAACGAAGGGGCAAAAAUUCUAAAACCUGCAGUCACCGUUCGGUUGCGUGGUUGAAUCUCCGAUAUCAUUUCAUUUUGCCUGAUGUUGUGUAACUUCGGUGACCUGCGCCAAAAACCUGUGGUGUGUAUAAGUUAUCCAACAAUUACAACACAACAGCAAUACUAUACUGUGGAACAAUAAGAAAUAGUACUAAACGAAAUUAAAGUGUGAUUAUUUUCUGUGAAUUCAAUUCAAACAACAACAAAAACCCGCUCUGGUUGAACGCAUAGCAACCCAUGCUUUCCGGUACGUUUGCUACGAAGUUUCUGAUUGAUGAUGCUAAGCACACUGUGUGCGUAAAGAAACAUAAAAAAGGAUCGCAGCGUGGCGGCGACCACUGUCCUUACUGUUUAAUAUCCAUCUAUUGCUUACGAUUUGGUGAUCUGCAAGAAGAAGCAAGUUAAUACAAAAUUGUGAAAAUUACCGUAAAGUGAUUUUGGAAAUUGAAAAUACCACAUCUGUGUGUUUGCUGCUGGACAUUCGAAACGGGUUCGAAUUUAUUGCCGUUCCUCUCGCUAAACAUAUUUGUGCCCGAGCUGCUAUCGGAGUAAUUCAAAAGGCUAUUACUGGCUUAACGUGCUAAAACCCCCCGGCAUAAACGUAAACUGCAAACAUUUUCUGGACAUUGCUGCCCCACAUCUAUAAAUAUAUAUCUAUAUGCGAGCUGUGCAACUUACGGUGAUACAUUUGCAUUUGCUAACAAAUAGGCAAAGAGAAUAGCAAAACGAGUGAAGCAAAAGUGAAAACAAAACAAAAAACGCAAUCGUCAAAACCCCGCUCCCAAGUACGGUGUAUUUGUGACAUAAAGCAUAAGGGACAUAUAAAUACAAAACACAUACACACACAUACACGAAUAUCUGAUAAGGCUGAUUUGUGAAUAAAACAGAAACCAAACUAAGCGAUAAACAAAACAAAAAAAAAACAAGAAAAGAAACAAUGCAAAACUACUAAAAGUAAUAAAAAAACAAACAACAACAAGAAAAGAAGAAUAAAACCAGCUAGCGUAAGAUGAGGUGUUGUGUGCAGUAGUAGAGACGUAUAUUGAGCAAAUUAAGUGAACUAUACAAACAUUAACUAACAAAUUCUGGGAAGCUGCAAACCGUAUGUUGCUCCCAACUAAAAGGAUCGGAUCGUGUGGUUAGAAAACAUAUGUGCUUGCGAGAUUAGUAAAAAGCGUAGAGCAACAAAACAACAACAACCUCUGGCCGACGAUCGUUAAAAACAGUAACAACGGAAUCGAACCAAAGCGCGGUACACGGUGAACUAAGAGACUUUUUGUGAGUUAGCUAUAGCGCGAAGAAGCAGAAGUAAACAAAACAAGCAGUGAUUUGCGUAAAACAAAUCUAUUAAACGUUAAAAAUUAGUCCAUCAUCGACAACCGGUUUGUGAACGGUGAAGUGGAAGAAGAGUCGACCCUGCCGCUGCGGAUAGAGAACACAACAAGCGGAAAGCAUCGAAGCAUUGGUUGCUUUGUCUGGGGUUUUUUUUGGAGAACUUGAAUAAGAAAAGUUUCUGGUGCGAGUGAUAAGCUGAAGGAAAGUGUCCACGCUAAACAGAAAACAAAACUUCGAUACAAAUAAAACUCCUCUUGCUUGUCGGACGAAAGGAAACUAUAUACCUUUUUCGUCUCCGCAAUUAUCAUUAUGGGAAGCCAAACGAAACCUUUCCGUUCUGCUGAUGCAUCCUUCAUGGAUUACGUUGCGUAUGGCCAACGAAGCGAUGUGUUCUACAGUGGCCAAACGAACCAACCGCCUGCACCACGGCAAUCGAUAAACCCAUCGAAUGUAUUCCCACCGAUCGGUACGUUUAGCAUCGAGACGACUACGAUGGCGGCUCCGAACCAGGGUGUUUUUGGCGGUGGCGAUGCAAUGAGCGUGCUCGGUAAUUCGGGCACCACCGGCACUAUCGGGGUGUUCAAUGCCAACGCCAUGAUGAACGUACCGAAUAAUAUGAGCAAUGCGAACAAUUCCUACUCGACCGGCCAGACCACCAAUGGUGUCGACGCAAGCCAGGGUACGCGCGAAACUGGUAUCAUUGAAAAACUGCUGCAUUCGUACGGGUUUAUUCAGUGCUGUGAGCGACAGGCUCGACUCUUCUUCCACUUCUCGCAGUUCGGGGGCAAUAUCGAACAUCUGAAGAUUGGUGAUCCGGUGGAGUUUGAAAUGACGUACGAUAGACGUACGGGGAAACCGAUCGCCAGCCAGGUCACGAAAAUUGCACCGGAGGUAGUGCUGUCGGAGGAGCGCGUUACCGGCACCGUUACGACCGAGCUGAAGUGCGAUUCGGCUACGCCCGGCACUACCAGCUCGUCCACGUCAAGCGACACCACGACCGGGCGCAUUAGUUACGAAAAUCGGGGCGAAUGUUUCUUCCUACCGUAUACCAAAGACGAUGUCGAAGGGAACGUUUCGCUACGUUCGGGUGACAAGGUUAGCUUUCAGAUAGCUACGAAUCAAAGAGGUAACCUCGGGGCUUGUCACAUCCGGCUGGAAAAUCCGGCCCAUCCAGUCAAGUAUCGUGGCGUUGUGUGCUCUAUGAAGGACACCUUCGGCUUUAUCGAACGGGCGGAUGUGGUGAAAGAGAUCUUUUUCCAUUUCUCCGAGGCGGACAAUACUAUCGAACUUCGUCCUGGUGAUGAUGUGGAAUUUAUUAUUCAAACUAGAAAUGGAAAGGAGGUUGCUUGCAAUAUCGCCCGCUUGGCACCCGGAUCGGUAAUCUUCGAGGAUGUCGAUACAACGAUUUACAAAGGACAGGUGCUAAAGCCGCUCGAUCGCAACAAUCCGGCACGCCAGCAAACGAACGAUCCGUUGCCGGGACGUAUACGGUAUCGGGCGGCCGAUCACUCAGAAGUCGAAGUGCCAUUCGGAGAUAAGGAUCAGAAGGGUGAUUAUACGCUGCGGCAUGGUGACUGGGUACAGUUUCUGCUAGCGACCGAUCGUCGCGAUCAGCUGCAACGGGCAACGUCCAUUUCCCUGCUGGACGAAACAUUCCAAGUGAGCGGCGAAAAGCGCGAGCAGGGCGUGGUAGCAUCGUUGAAAGAAGGCUUCGGCUUUUUACGCUGCGUCGAGCGUAGCGUGCGUUUAUUUUUCCAUUUUACGGAAGUGCUAGAUACGAGUCGCGAAAUUUGUGUUGAUGAUGAGGUUGAAUUUACCGUCAUUCAGGAUCCUGGUUCCAGCUUCGCCAACAACCGUCAGAGCGCCAUUCGUAUCAAGCAUUUGCCAUUUGGUACGGUCAAAUUUGAGACGCUUAUCGAAAGCAACGUGGAAGGCGUCGUAUCCCGUGAGGCACCGAAAAGUCCUAUCAAAUCGCAGGAACGCACCGAAGGUGGCGUUAUUACCUACGGCCAAGGUCCAAACAAAAAGACUAUAAUGUAUUUCUUGAAAGAUUGUGAUAAGCCACCACGUGUGGGUGAUAAAGUCAGAUUCAAUAUUUGUCAGGUUAAACGUAACAAAGAAUUGAUCGCAACGAACAUUGUGGAGAUCACUUCUAACACGCAACAAGCUCUGCAACAGCAGCAACUGCUGCUGCAUCAACAACCACUGCAGCAGCAGCAGUCACAGCAGCAUUCUCCUAUUGCUGUAGAUACGCAGCUAACGAUUGGAUCGGUUCCAUCGUCACAAUCGCCAACGGCUGGCCUCACCAACGGUUCCAGAGCAAACGGCAAUUCGGUAACGAAGUCCAACUAUACCAACGGCAACGUAAAGCCGGGAAAAAUUCAACAUGGAUUCAUUGCGGUCUUGAAGGAAAAUUUUGGUUUCAUUGAAACGGUCGAGCAUGACCAGGAAGUGUUUUUCCACUUUAGCAACUUUAUCGGUAAUAGCAAUACCCUUGAACUGGGCCAGGAAGUGGAAUAUACACUGUCCACUCGCAAUGCCAUUAAUGCCGGUAACUGCAUUCCGGCAGAGAAUGUUAAGGUAUUGCCAAAGGGCACCAUACAGCAACCGAAAGUUUUGCCUACAAGCUUCAAUGGAUCGGUGCUGCGUCCAUUACGCUGCAUCAACCCGGAACAGGUUGAGUACAGUGGGUUGGUGCAAAUCAAAAACGAACAUGGUGACACACUGUCAACGCACGAGUUCGGCAUUACCAGCCUCAAGAACCAUCGCGAUCUGCUGCAGAAAGAUGACGUAGUUACGUUCAAGAUCGACGAGCUGAAUCGUGCAAUGGAGAUCGCUCCCGUUCGUACCAAAAAGCAGGCCAAGGUAGAUUCGAUUAAGGGGCAGUUUGGAUUUUUGGAUUUCGAAGUUGAGGAAGGAAAGAAGCUAUUUUUCCACAUGUCCGAUGUGCAGGGCAACGCUAACCUUUAUCUGGGCGAUACGGUGGAAUUUUCCAUUGUUACCAAUCAGCGGAAUGGCAAAACUUCUGCAUGCAACGUGGUUAAGAUAAAUGAUGCAAACGGACCACGGCCGGAACGAUUGAUUUCCCGCAUCAAGCUUAAUUCCGUUGAUGAUAGCGGACCGCGCUUGACUGUCGUUCGUGCACCGAAGGGUCCGGACGGUACGAAAGGCUUCCACCCAUCUGCCAGAACUCCUCGUUUAGCUGGUAAAAGUGUGACAAAUGAAUAGUAAAACAAACAAAAACACACAAAAUUUCGCAAAUUGUAAUAAAUUUAACUCAAUUAUUAUGUGUAUGUUAUCAUUUUUAUCCGUUCUAUACCUUAUGUUGGGUUUCAUACGAAAAAGAAACAGAAAAUAUUACAUAAAAUUUUGUAACCUUAUUUUAUUUGAUGAAAUUAACGUAAAUAUUUAGUUAUGUGCAACAAUUAAAAAAAGAACUAUGGUACAGAAGACAAUGAAACAAGGAAAAAAAUAUAGUGAAACAAAAAAAACCGUAUAUCAUCAGUGGAACACAUAAUUACCGUGUGAUGAAACCAAAACUUUGUUUUCUGGUUAAUGCUUGCGAAACGAAGCAGAAUAAAAUACGCUUAUUUGUUGCGUUACUCUUUUCGCACUGCCAAACAGAAAUGUGUGAAUUAAAAAAAACAACAAAUGUAAACAGAAGUCCUUCGUUUGAAACAAAUGAUAAACAAAACAAAACAGAACAAGCAAAGCAUGUGUUGGCAAAUCUUAGUUGCAGCCUAAUUUACAUCGAAGACUAAUUUUAACAUUCAUAAACAAAAAAAAAACAACAGGAUACCUUAUCUGGAAACAAAUGUGCCCGAAGAUUAAACGUAUAUAUUUACCUUUACCCUUAUCUUAUUCGCCGUUGAAACAAUUAGUUAGUUUUUAUUUAGCGUCACGCUGAAGCGUGCAUUCUUCGCAAUCCGGUAUGAUGUCCAUUAGCCAUCAUCAGAAUAUCAGCUGUCGGUAUUCAUUAUUUGUAAUUAAAAGAUGUCGGCCAAUCGAAACAUUGCGUAGCGUGUUUUGCGCAAACCAUUCGGCGGUUUACGGUUCGUGUGCGUUCGUUGCAACAGAUUCUUUAAAUGAAAAUUGAAACACCCAAACAUGUGUUUGCUCUGGCACUGGUGGCAUAGUCCCUGUGAAAUGAAAAUGUUUUUUUUGUUUUUACUUGUAACAAAAUUUUUCAUUAACCUAAGUAGUCAACCAUUUGUGGUGUUAUAGGUUCUUUCGUCGAUUGUUUUAAGAAAAUACAAAAAUAUAUUGUGCAAGAUUCCUUUCUAUUUUGGGAUAUUUGUCAUUAAAUUGUUCAGUUAAGUGCAACGACGUUCAUCUUACCGUAAGCUGCAUGUGGAAUAGCGCUACGGAAUAUGCGUGUUUGGAUAAGAGCAGUGUUUGACUAUCGGAAAAUACAGAAAGCAAUUUAAAGAAAAAACGCGAAUCACAUAUGAAUCAGUUUGAAGCUUAAAAACUACAAAAACAUUACAUUUAGAAUCUGUAAGAUGCGUAAGAAUUAAGUAUGAAUCUAAUUCAUCGAUUUUUUUUCUAAAGGUUUAUCUAAACCCCGAUCGUAUUCUUUCGUUUCAACCUUCCUGCUGUUACUCUUUAAACUACACACAAAUCCAAAUUAUUCGCUCUGCUUCCAUUCAACGAAAUAUAAUGUUUAAUAAGUGGAUGAAGAACUUAUCGUGACGUACGUCGUUCUUCUGUUUUUAUUAAACAUUAUAUUGUAAGUCGAUGGUAAAAUGGUGGCCGAUUGGAAAACGUGUGAAAGCAUUAAGCGUGUGUAACACAUAUGGUGGUUGAUUUUUCAUACGAAACUAAGAGGCACAUUGUAUGUGUAAUGUUUUCUAUUUUGGAAACCUCGCUGUAAAUCGAUAAUUUCCAGUUACUGUUCAUAGGUUUUUUGAGGGUUUGCAAACAUGCAAACAUUGGAACGGUGUCCUGGAGGGUAUAGUGCUAAUGGAGCUGGUUUUUUUUACCUAACAGGACCAGCUACUACCAUAAUAUCAUCUGGAGAUCGUUCCACCGUACGCCCAGGAGUAACUCUCCAGCUAUGGGUAAAUAAAAAGUCAAGAAAAUGGUAGACAAAGACCUCUUCGGAGGUUUGUCGUCCCGCAAGGAAGAUGGGACAAACAUGAAAACAAACAUAAAAAAGAAACAAAUUACACAAUAAAAAGAUAGUACGUGAACCAAACUAUCGCCGAUAAAAGCUAAAGAGUGUAGCAUAUAAGUGAGAAUGAAUGAAAACGAAUCGUACUAUUAGCAUGCAAUGGUUAUGUUUAUUAUCAUUACUACUUUGCUUUUAUGUAUACUGUACUGUACAACACUUUAAGCCUGAUUAUGUUUUCAUUGUCAAUGCUACGUAACGAAGAAAAGAAGAAGAAAAAAAACAUAUAAAAACCAUGAGUAACAGAGCAAACAACAAAUGGAAGAAAGGGAAAUACAACCUACGUCAAGCUUAGGGAAAAGCGAAUGAAAACAAUGGAAAAGGCUAUUGAAAGAAACACGUAUCCCAACGCAUAUUUCCUCUUAUAAAACAUGAUCUAGUCUGUGCAACAAAUUGAUACUAAAACAAUGCAAAAACAAAACGGCAAAACAUACGGAACGGAACAUAAUAAUAGGGAUAGAGUGCGAGAAAAGAUCGUCGUUAGAAAUUAGUUGGGACGGAAGAAGGAAGGAGGAAUACAUCUAAAAUAAAGCAAGGACACGAGGAUAAGGAGUAACGAAAAUGUCAACCCCAAAAUGACAAAUGGGCUUUUGGGGUUGGUAAUGCUCAGUAAAUACAGAUAAUGCGGAAUGUGCGACUGUGGAAUGGUUUUGUUUUAUGCGGAAACAGGCACGAUUAUGUGUUAAAAAACUGAUCUUGUGUUUUAAAAUUCGACCACUAAACUAAACUACUAUCCCCUAUACGAGAUAUGCAGUACUGCGAACGAACGCAUGUGUUUUCACAUUUAAAACAAAACAAAAAGAAGUAAACCGUAACAAUAUGUAAACCAAACACAUGCAGAAAAACAUACUCAGCUAACAUACAUUCACACAACAGUAACACAACACAAGAACUCGGGCUUAGAAGAACUCUCGUAUAGGAUUUUAAUUAUUUUUAUAGAUCAAUAAUGGAUCAAAUGGAGGUAUGUGGAGUAUAGAAACAUACAAUAAGCAUCUUCAAAAGCAAAAGCAAACAACAGCAAACAAACAAAUAUACAUCAACAUUAAUAUGGUAUCCGGCACAUAUAGAAGCCGUCAACUGUGUAACGAUGGCCAAAAAAAAAGAAACAAAACACAUGAAAAAAAAACUACGCAAAUAAACUUGUGCCAGCAACAACGAUUACGGCGCGAUUACUAAACGCUUCAAAACGUACGACGGUAUUCGGGUGGUAUAAUGGCGUGAUGAGAUGGGUAAAACGACAAUGAAAAGAAAACACACGCAUGAACUAUUAAUUAAAACGCAAAACCUAGACAUACAAUAACUGCAGAAUGAAAACAAAAACUAAAGAAGAUUGAAAAAAAACAGUGGCUUUAAAGUUAAACUUUAAGCUAAAAAACAUACACACAUAAAUACACCACAACACAAAGAGAGAGAGGAAAAAAACACACGAUAAAAUAAUACAACAGUUAUUAACAUUUCGGGAUCAAAUGAGGAAAAGUUUACAGGAGAUGUGAACGAAAAACGUGUAAACAAAUGCUUGGCAAUGCAAUCAUUAUGCUCCGCCGUAGUUAGCAGCAGCAGAAGCAGGGCCCUGAUGGCCCUGAUAUUUAUUGUUUGGUUGGGUUUUUUUGUGUUUUCCUUUUUGGUACGUUUUGAUUGUCGCAACUAAAAGUUCUCUCACCGCAUUGUAACAGCGCGUAUUGUGUAGUAACGUAAGUCGCUUUAGCUCAAGAAAGAUGGUGAUGGCUCCCCCUUCUGCAACAUGGACAUGCUACAAAACUAAAGAAGAAGAAAAAAAAAAACAACCGUUCUCAUGUGCCCACGGAAACUGGCCCGAAUGGAUGCGGUUCUGAUAAUUGGUGAAGGCGAGCGAGAAAGAGCGUGAUAAGAAAAUUGAUCCUUAUCAAGCAAUCAAGUCCGAGACGAAACGAAUGAUAUAUUCAUUUCAAAUGGAAUUUAUCAACUGUUUCACGAAGAUUAUAUUGCUUGAGAUGAAUUACAAUUUUGUCAAUCCGUCGAAUGGCAAACAACAGACACGCGGUGCGUUUUAUUGAUCUGCUCCGAUCGCUCGAUCGCUCCACCCUAGCAAUGUGUUGUACGAUGGCGGAAGAAUGAACAUGUAAAAGAAACAAAUAAUGAAAAAAGAAACACAAACAAAAACGAUAGGGAGAGGAGAUACACAAGAACCAGUAUCCAUUGAAUGAGCAUAAUUAUAAUUCUACAGGUGAACAAAAACAACAACAACAGCAACAAAAAAGAAACAUGAAAAAAAACAAAAAAAAUGUAAAAUUUAUUAAAAAUUAUACAAAAAAAAACAUGAAAUCAAUACAACAUUGUAACUGAACGAAGUAAGAAAAACGCAAAACUCUGAUGUAACCAAUAAAACCAAGCAAGCAAACAGAAACAAACAAACAAACAGAAAAAAAAAACAAGAUAAGCAUUACACAAACUAA
Molecule: messenger RNA, 10727 nt
Organism: Anopheles funestus (African malaria mosquito)
Lineage: Eukaryota; Metazoa; Arthropoda; Insecta; Diptera; Culicidae
Gene: Unr
Product: cold shock domain-containing protein E1
Exons: 11
Coding region: 3435-6353 (972 amino acids)
Molecular function (GO): nucleic acid binding
Source: RefSeq, a predicted model, not a curated record